Molecule: messenger RNA, 1440 nt
Organism: Malania oleifera
Lineage: Eukaryota; Viridiplantae; Streptophyta; Magnoliopsida; Santalales; Ximeniaceae
Product: zinc finger protein WIP2
Exons: 2
Coding region: 189-1229 (346 amino acids)
Biological process (GO): regulation of gene expression; anatomical structure development
Cellular component (GO): nucleus
Molecular function (GO): DNA-binding transcription factor activity
Source: RefSeq, a predicted model, not a curated record
ACGCCUUUACUUAUUUUUAACUUGUUGGGUGCAAUCAGUCUCCCACUCUCUCUACUCUCCACUCUCCACCGUCCAACCCCUGCUUAAUUGCCUUCACUCAUCUCUCUCUCUCUCUCUAUAAAAGCAAAGCCCACCAGCAAUCCCAUUUCCCCCCCCCCCCCUCUCUCUCUCUCUCUCUCUCUCUCACCAUGACAGACCCGUACUCAUCAUCACCAUCAUCAUCAAGCUUCUUCACCGCUGGAGGUUGGUUCAAGUUCAACAAUUACCCAUCUCAGUUUCAUCCCCAAACCCAUCACCCCUACUCCCGCAGCUUCUCCAACUCAUCAAACCUCACCUUCAUCAACAAUCUCACCUCAUGUACUGUUGAUCACCAUCAUCAGCAGCACUGUGACCAUGAUGAUGAUCAAGACCCACCUCUCAGAGAAGCCCUUCCUCUCCUCGCCCUAAUCCCUUCAAGAAAUCUGCAUGAGCAAGAUGAGAGCGGUGCUGCUGCAGCUGCAGCAAAUGAAGAUGAUGAAGAUGAGAGUGGUGCUGCAGUCACUGUGGCACUGCACAUAGGGCUCCCUAGCCCUAGUGCUGCUGACAUGGCCUCCAUGCUCUCUUCUUCUUCUUCUUCUUCCUCUUCUUCUUCCUCCACUCACAAACAUGGAGAUGCUGAUCAUGCUUCAGCCAACUCCACACUCAACAAGGGCCAGUAUUGGAUCCCGACCCCUUCUCAGAUUCUUAUUGGACCUACUCAGUUCUCUUGUCCUGUUUGCUGCAAAACCUUCAACAGAUACAACAACAUGCAGAUGCAUAUGUGGGGGCAUGGAUCUCAAUAUCGAAAAGGCCCGGAAUCUCUAAGGGGGACACAACCGACGGGCAUGCUUAGGCUUCCUUGCUAUUGUUGCGCACCUGGGUGCAGGAACAACAUAGACCACCCAAGAUCAAAGCCACUUAAGGAUUUCAGAACCCUUCAAACCCAUUACAAGAGGAAGCAUGGGAUUAAGCCCUUCAUGUGCAGAAAAUGCGGUAAGGCCUUCGCGGUUCGAGGGGAUUGGAGAACCCAUGAGAAGAACUGUGGGAAGCUUUGGUACUGCAUUUGUGGCUCUGACUUUAAGCACAAAAGAUCUCUCAAAGACCACAUUAAGGCUUUUGGGAAUGGCCAUGCAGCUUAUGGCAUAGACGGCUUUGAAGAAGAAGAGGAGCCCGCGUCCGAAGUAGAACAAGAUGAUGAGUCCAUGCAGUGAUAUAUAAAUAUAUUUAUAUAUCUUUAUGUAGCGGAAUUAUUGAUAUGUGGUUUAAUUAAUUAGGUUGGUGAAUUAUAUUGUUUAUCUCACUGAUGAGCUCAUAUAUAUAUAUAUAUUAAGUUAGCUGGGAUUGGUAUAGAGGUGGUUACUUUUCUCAGUAAGAACUGUUUAGGCAUCAAUUAAAUUACUUUGCGAGCCACUUUCCUUUGUU